AUGAAUUCAACUAUUCUCAUUUUAUUAGUAUUCCUGGUCUCGUUAGUGAUGUCGCAGCAUAUUUUCGUGGAAGACAAUGAGUACUCGAUAGGCAUUCUGAACGUUUUAAAAAGAAUUCUUGAUGAUGCUGACGAUGGUAGCCACGAGUCUUCAGGCGACUUCGACCCAUUCAAAUAUCAAGAAGAGCAAGAGCAACUAGAGUAUCUCAAUUAUAAGUAA
Caenorhabditis bovis is the source of this 219-nucleotide messenger RNA. Lineage: Eukaryota; Metazoa; Nematoda; Chromadorea; Rhabditida; Rhabditidae. The record is from the annotation of a GenBank genome assembly.